AUGGCAGGCUGGCGCCUGGAUUGGCCUUUGACGAGAAGGCGGCAACAAUGGACGCGGUCUGGGACAGCACAUCGCCACACCGAGCCCAGCACAUCGAAUGCAAAGCAUGACUCGGCGCACAAAGAGCCUCUAGAACCUAUGUCGUCCUUGAAAGAGACGAACAUGAAUUGGAUUCACGAAGUUCAGACGCUUCCAGCCUACGAUAAAGGACUCAUGACCCGCAACACAUGUAUCGGCGGACUCAUCUUCAGCUGGCUCGUAUCCAUCGCCUGCGUUACUCUCGCACAUUGGACCUUCCAAUCCGGCCAACUGUUCCGUACUCAAAAUGGUGGUUACACCCAUAACGGGCAAGGCGAACGCGUCUUUUUCCUGAGCACAGUACGCCAAGAACUCGUGAAGCUGGCAGUCAACAUUUGUAUCAGUCUUUGUACGGACUGUCUUGGCUAUAUUCAUUCGGCGUCCACUCGCUGGGCACUUUGGCGCGAAGGCCGGCUUUUGUACAAUUCAAAUGCUCGGCUUUUAGUAAGUACGCGCCGUUAUUCAUCCAGCAGAUGGUCGACCAAUCUGGUCUCGGCGUUCCUUCUGAUGAUAUGUUACGCAUCAUCUGGCCAGCUGUUCUUAUCCUCGACCAGUGCCGAAAAGAAGGGGUUCGUUCUCAAUGGCAUCGCUAUUUCGGCGCUUGGUAUUGGCAUACUUGGUCAGGCUAUGAUCUCUACCCUCUGCCUCUGGGAUUCUCGAAAGCUCAUACCGACAUGGAGUUCAAACCCCCUCAAUACCGCUCUCACGUGCCUACAUCAUGGGAUGCGCAGCGUUGAUGGUCGCUGCAUGCUUAGUGUUCACCAAACCGACUGGGCAUCAAUGCCUGAGAAGCCUCUCCCCACCCAAGCUUCAGCACGGCGUGCUAUGCCCUCAAUCAGACAUAUCACCCGUUUCCUUUGGGCAUUUGUCGCUCUAGUAAUAGUCUGGGGCAUUGCCGUAGGGUCAAAUCCAUACUUUCGAAAGACCUCAUCGACUACCUUGCCUCUCUACGGGGAGUCCAUCCCUGUCCUGGAGCUCAACCUCUGCGCCCUACUCAUCACAACUUCUCUGCAAAUUUUCCUGACUCUGUCGCUGCAUCUCACCGAACUCCUGGUGAAUUUGUCCCGCGACGAGCACAUCUGGCGCCUUGCCACCAGUAAGAAGGGGACACAGCGUUCCUUCGGCCCUGUCGGGUCCUUGAAAACUGCAAUCUCUAGCUGGCAAACCGUCCUCCUUUUCGCACUGAAAUCACUUGCUUACUGGUUAUUCGGCUUGGCUGUGAACUCCGACGGCCAAAGUGUGUAUAUGAACUGGGUAGGCAUUCUCCUACUACUUGCUGGAGUAGGUGUCGUGGCCGCCUUUGGAUCGUUUCUGGCCUGGAGCCAGAGAAGCGGCUCGCAGCCGGCCACUUUUGGGCAUUUACAGACACUGGUCAAUUUGAUGGACGAUUGGUUUGAAGAGGAAGUGAAUGUAUGGUGGGGCGAUAAGGGCGUUGCAAAGAAUACUACGGUUGGUGGUCAUGGAAUCGUCAGGCAUGCUGGGACCUCCAAUGUCUGUCUCCCGGGUGUCAAGAUGGAUUCUCUGUACCAGUGA
Molecule: messenger RNA, 1611 nt
Organism: Letharia columbiana
Lineage: Eukaryota; Fungi; Ascomycota; Lecanoromycetes; Lecanorales; Parmeliaceae
Exons: 1
Coding region: 1-1611 (536 amino acids)
Source: RefSeq, a predicted model, not a curated record